Falco peregrinus (peregrine falcon) is the source of this 1425-nucleotide messenger RNA. Its product is annotated as vigilin-like. The transcript has 9 exons. The coding region runs from base 52 to 1425 and encodes 457 amino acids. The record is from RefSeq and is a predicted model, not a curated record. NCBI's taxonomy places the organism in Eukaryota, Metazoa, Chordata, Aves, Falconiformes, Falconidae. Gene Ontology annotation, molecular function: mRNA binding. Gene Ontology annotation, cellular component: cytoplasm; nucleus.
UGUCUCUUCCAGUGGCAUACCCAGAUUGUGUGUGUGCGUGGGAGGUCGACGAUGAGCUCGGUGGCACUUUUGACCCAGGAGAGCUUUGCCGAACACCGCAGUGGCUUGACGCAGCAGCAGGUGAAAGUAACAGCUUUAAACUCUGAAGAAGAGAAGGAUCCUCCCACCUACGAGGAAGCCUUCCCUGCGCUCCCUGAGAAAGCACCAUGUUUGGAAGCUGCCCGGGAACCUGCUGGGCCCUGGAGCAAAAUCCGGCCAAUAAAGGCUUCUGUCAUCACUCAGGUGUUCCAUGUGCCACUGGAGGAGAGGAAAUACAAGGGCAUGAAUCAGUUUGGAGAAGGCGAGCAGGCCAAGAUCUGCCUUGACAUCAUGCGGAAGACGGGAGCUCACCUGGAGCUGUCUCUCGCAAAGGACCAGGGCCUUUCGAUCGUGGUCUCUGGCAAGGCGGAAGCAGUCACGAAGGCUCGGAAGCAGAUUGUCGCUCGACUGCAGACUCAGGCUUCAGCGACAGUUGCCAUCCCCAAGGAGCACCACCGUUUUGUCAUUGGAAAGAAGGGUGAGAGGCUGCAGGACCUGAAGCUCAAAACUGCAACCAAAAUGCAGGUCCCCCGCCCAGAUGACCCCAGCAACCAGAUCAAGAUCAGCGGCACUAAAGAAGGGAUUGAGAAGGCCCGGCACGAGAUCCUGCUUAUCUCCGCUGAGCAGGAUAAGCGUGCCGUGGAGCGGCUGGACGUGGAGAAAGUGUACCACCCUUUCAUUGCUGGCCCUUACAACAAGCUGGUGAGGGAGCUCAUGCAGGACACAGGGACGCGCAUCAACAUUCCUCCACCCAGUGUCAACAAGACCGAGAUAGUCUUCACCGGAGAAAAGGAGCAACUAGCCCAGGCUGUGGCUCGCGUUAAGAAGAUCUAUGAGGAGAAGAAAAAGAAGACUACUACUAUUGCAGUGGAGGUGAAGAAGUCCCAGCACAAGUAUGUCAUCGGCCCCAAGGGGAAUUCCCUGCAGGAGAUCUUGGAGAAGACUGGAGUCUCUGUCGAGAUCCCACCCACUGACAGUAGCUCGGAGACGCUGAUACUGCGAGGCGAGCCUGAAAAACUUGGGCAAGCAUUGGCUGAAGUCUAUGCAAAGGCCAACAGUUUUACCGUCUCCUCGGUCUCUGCCCCCUCUUGGCUUCAUCGUUUCAUUAUUGGAAAGAAAGGACAGAACCUGGCCAAAAUAACUCAGCAGAUGCCAAAGGUUCACAUCAAAUUCACUGGAGGAGAGGAUAACAUCACUUUGGAAGGACCUACAGAAGAUGUGCAUGUGGCUCAGGAACAGAUUGAAGCCAUGGUCAAGGAACUGGUGAGCUGGAGGGGCCGGCCAGAGACGGACGAAGCGAUUGAAAAGUCAACGUAUGAAGUGGUGGAAUGCACUAUUAGAUACUAG